Molecule: messenger RNA, 2205 nt
Organism: Gekko japonicus
Lineage: Eukaryota; Metazoa; Chordata; Lepidosauria; Squamata; Gekkonidae
Gene: CGAS
Product: Mab-21 domain containing 1
Exons: 5
Coding region: 161-1801 (546 amino acids)
Biological process (GO): activation of innate immune response; positive regulation of type I interferon production; negative regulation of double-strand break repair via homologous recombination
Cellular component (GO): nucleus; site of double-strand break; cytosol
Molecular function (GO): 2',3'-cyclic GMP-AMP synthase activity; double-stranded DNA binding; chromatin binding
Source: RefSeq, a predicted model, not a curated record
CUCGUAGGGGUCUCAAGGCGCCAAACGUCCUCAGGUGGUGUGAUGUAUGUAUCUAUCUCAGACCGACACUGGACUUUCUUGGCGGCCUCCCAUCCAAGUCCUGGGAUGUGAACAGAUAGGGCUAGCCUGGUCAUAAUUUUCAGCGGCAAAGUGUACUUCUAUGGAUCGGAAGCCAGCCGAAAAAGGACAAGGAGCGAGAAAAGCUAUCGCUGCUGUCCAGCCAGCGCCGGAGGAUGACGCCGCCAAGCCCGCUGCAGCCUCCAAGGGGAGAGGAAGAGGGCAGGAACCUUCUUCCGACUGCCCUGGCAAAGCCAAGACAUCGCUCGUGAACCAAGGGAAAGGAUCCGGCCACAGCGGGAAAGAAAGUGCCCCUAGGGGAAGGAAAACGUCCCUGGAGAACAGCACCCCCGGCGCCGAGAAAUGUGACCGCCCGGCAGGAAAAAGUGAUAAUCCCCCAGGGGACGAAGGCGCUUUGCAGAAGCGGGAGCGUCACCUCCAGGCGAAGGCGUUUGAACCGGAGAAGGCAGACGUUGCCUCGGGAGCUGUUUCCCGGGAGAAGAACCGUCUCCCUGAUGGGGAGAAAAAAGAAGCUCCCCAUCGAGGGAAAAAAGCGUCCCAGAAGGCGCGCCCUCCCCCAGCAAAGGAGCCGCCGGAGCAAGGAAGGGCCGAAGCUGUGCCCAGAGGGCCGCCCCCUCCACAGGGCAUCUCCUUGAGACAAGUGCUGGAAAGGCUCACCUUGCGCAGAGUAGAGAUUUCGGAUGCCUCCCGGCGGGUUAAUUCAGUUAGAGACCUUUUGGUGGAAGCCAUCAGAAAGAGGCUGUACUUAAGCUCUAACUCUGUUCAGAUAGUAGGCACCGGCAGCUACUACGAGCACCUCAAGAUAACUAAACCAGAUGAAUUUGAUAUUAUGCUUAAAGUGCCAGGAGUAAGAGUUGAGCUGGAGCCCUAUAAUGGUGGUGACUGCAAGGGUGUUUAUUAUUUUGUAAAACUGAAAAGGAACCCUGGAUUACAGCGACUAAAUGACUUCGUGGAUGAUCAGCAAUAUCUUUCAGCUUCCAAAUUCCUUUCAGAACUGCGGAGCAUUAUUAUAAAUGAAGUAAAGACUAUAAAUGGAAUGAAAGUUACUGUGGAGAGGAAAAAACCUGGAAGCCCAGCAGUUACUCUUCGAAUUGGAGAGCCACCCUCACAUGUAUCGGUAGAUAUCAUUCUUGCUCUGGAAAUGCCGAGUACAACCUUGGGCAGCAUUCGAAAGGGUGGACCAGACAUUAAAAAGUGGCUUGGAUUAAAACAACAGAAUGAACUGGACGAUAUGGAACUGUGCCUUGUGCCCAAGAAUGCUAAAGAUGGAGCACACUUCACAGACACAUGGAGACUCUCUUUUUCGCUUGCUGAGAAAACUAUAAUCCAGUAUCAUGGCCAGACAAAGACAUGCUGUGAAAGUAAUGGAAGCAAAUGUUGCAGGAAAGAUUGCCUUAAGCUUCUGAAGUAUCUUCUGGAGCAGCUGAAAACAAAACAUCAGAGCCGAAAUCAAUUCAGCAAAUUCUGUUCUUAUCAUGCCAAAACUGCCUUUUUCCACGCAUGUACCAAGUGGACCAGUGAUGAAGAAUGGCUCCCUAUAAAUGUAGAGGAGUGCUUUGGAAGACUUCUGGAUUAUUUUCUUGAUUGUCUUACAAAGGCUGAACUUAAACAUUUUUUUAUUCCUGAAUGCAACUUAAUCUGCACUGAUUCGAAGUGCAAAAUACUUAAAAAUGUAAUUGAAAGUGAACGAACCGCUAAAUUUCCAAUAUUCCAACAAAUAUGAACUAUCUAAAUUCACAAAAGGAUAUAAACCUAAUUGGAAGUUAUUUCUUCUAAACUUAAGCUCUAUAAAGAAAAAGGAACAAACAAAAUGAUUAUUUGUGGCAGGGUGAGAUGAGGGGCUACAGCAGCAGCAGGAAAGGGCUUUUUGAUUCCUCUUUGUCUCCUUAGUGUCACUGCACAGGUCACCAGUUUUUGUGUUGAGAACAAAGGGAAAGGUAGAAUGCCUGUUUCCUCUCUCUCCUGGCACUACUGAUACAUGUGCACACACUUUAUGCUUCAAACUUCUUUUAGAGCAGGGGUGUCAAACACGCAGCCUGCAGAGGGCUCAAAUCCAGCCCCUGAGCAACUUCCUUCUCCUGCUUUCUUUCCCAGGGCUGCUUCUGCAGCCACAUUGUAGCUUGCUUU